UCCAGAGAUUGGGGGGAUUUAUGCAUUUUCACGAGUGAUUUUUGGUCUGGUAAUUGUUUCAUAAUGCGUCCAUCGCUGCGGGCUCUGCGCCGCUUUGCACCAACCAAGAUCAAGUUCCACUAGUUGAAACGGCGGUGGGAGAAGAGAGAGCUUCAGAUGAGAUCGUGUCCUGGGCUCGGAUUCUCGCAUUCAAGGGGGAAAGCAAAGCUGCUGGAACAUUUUGCACAGAUCUCCGCCCGCUUUUGGACGCCUGACAUAAAGACACCUUGGGCAGAUGUGCGCAUAAAACCGGCACAAGACAAGGGAAUCCUGCUUCACCAGUGGAUGAAAGUCACAGUUAAAAAUGCAUGCGGCAACUCUUAUGUGAUGUGGGAUUACCGCGUUUUUUAUUAACCCCAUUGCUCUUGGCCAUGUUUGAACUUUGGUGUUGGCUCUUUUCCGAGAUGACACUGCUUAUUUCAGCCGUUGGAAGAGCUCGGGAGCGUCGGAUGCCACGUUACUGGCGUGAAUGAGACUGUGUGAGGCUGGUUUAUGGAGCUAAACGCAGAGCAGACUUGGUUUUUGCAAGCCGACGGAAGGGCGGGUGAAAUCACAGAAGAAGAAAAAAAAAUCCAUGGUUUCUCUGAGGUUGGAGGAAAAAAAAAAGUCUGGGCAAGGCGGUGAUUUUUUUUUUUUGUUUUUUUUUUCGGGAUGAUUUGGCGUUUACCGGGAUCAGCACGAUGACACCUAAAACUGGCACCACACUUGAGUGAGCUGGGGCAUCCUCUCCCAGGAAACAUGCAUAUCUGGAUCCUAAAAAUAAUCCUUCUGAUUGCAUCAUCUCCAAGGCUGGUUGAGAUGUAUGACAGUUAUGGGGAGAUCUGCCGGAACCUGUGCACCUGCGAUGAGAAGGAAGGGAUCCUGACAGUGAGCUGCGAGAACCGGGGGAUCAUCAAGCUGACAGAGAUCAGCCCAGUCCGAUUCCCCACUUACCAUCUACUGCUGACUGGGAACCUCCUGAAGAAGCUGUCUGUCAAUGACUUCAUCAACUACACGGGGGUGACCAUCCUCCAUUUGGGAAACAAUGACAUUUCCGAAAUAGAAUCGGGUGCCUUUAAUGGACUCCAGGGAUUAAAGAGGUUGCACCUGAACAACAAUAAGAUUGACAUUUUGAGAGAUGACACUUUUGCAGGGCUCGAGAGUUUGGAAUACUUACAAAUUGACUACAACUACAUCAGUAUAAUUGAACCCAAUGCCUUGAGCAAACUCCACCAACUCACAGUGAUGAUUUUGAAUGACAACUUGCUGUCUGCCCUCCCUCCAAACAUCUUCCGGAAUGUUCCCCUCACGCAUUUGGACCUGAGGGGGAACCGUUUAAAAAUGUUCCCCUACAUUGGCCUCCUGGAGCACAUGGACAAGGUUGUGGAGUUACAGCUGGAGGAGAACCCCUGGAACUGCUCUUGUGAGCUCAUUGCCCUCAAGGCUUGGCUGGAGAGCAUCGCCUACACAGCUCUGGUGGGGGAAGUGGUGUGCGAAACGCCAUUUAGGCUUCAUGGUAGGGAUCUAGAUGAGGUGUCCAAGCAGGAGCUCUGCCCACGAAGACCCGUGGAAGACACGGUGAGGCCGGCGCCCCCUAGCAGCACCAAUGGAUAUUAUCAGACCACACCAGCUGCUGUCACAGCCUCCGCCACAUCUUCGGCUGUUUUUAGGUCCUCUUCUAGGCCCACCAAGGGCACGAGGCAGUUCAACAGAACUAGGUUAAAGCCCACCUCUCGAUUGCCUGGCGGUAACCCUUACAAUUAUGGCCCCAUCAUUGCUUUUCAGACCAAAUCUCCUGUGCCUUUGGACUGCCCCACUGCCUGCACGUGUAAUCUGCAGAUUUCUGAAAUUGGGUUAAAUGUAAACUGCCAAGAGAGGAAGAUCGAGAGCAUUUCUGACCUGAAACCCAAGCCAUACAACCCUAAAAAAAUGUAUCUGACUGGAAAUUACAUCCCUGUGGUGCGGAGAUCAGAUUUUGUGGAUGCCACUGGAUUGGAUUUGCUUCACCUGGGAAACAACAGGAUAACCCUGAUCCAUGACCGAGCUUUUGGGGAUUUAAACAACCUGCGUAGGCUGUAUUUAAAUGGUAAUCUCAUGGACAGGCUUACAGGAGAGAUGUUUUUUGGCUUGCAGAAUUUGCAAUAUCUUUAUUUAGAGUACAACAAAAUCAAGGAGGUGGACACAGGCACUUUCCGCUACCUUCCAAAUCUCCAGCUGCUUUUCCUAAACAACAACCUCCUUAAAACCUUACCCACAGGCAUCUUUUCCAGCCUCUCUCUGUCUAGGCUUAAUCUGCGCAACAACAACUUCCAGAAUCUCCCUGUGAGUGGUGUUUUAGAUCAGUUGAAGCUCCUGGUGCAGAUAGAUCUCUUUGAAAACCCCUGGGACUGCUCAUGUGACAUUGUGGGGAUGAAGAUAUGGAUGGAGCAGCUCAGCGCAGGCACCGUGGUCAAUGAAGUCAUCUGUGAGACGCCCAAGCGCCACGCAGGGAUGGACCUGCGUUCAAUCCAGUCGGAGCAGCUGUGCCCGGAUUACUCUGAUGCAUACGUCCUGCCAACUCUCCCAACGGAAGAGCCCAUGGACGACCGCGCCAUCACCACGGACGCUCCCCAAAGGAUAAUAACCCCCAGCAGUACCGUCCCCCUCUCCGUCCUCAUUCUCAGUCUGCUGCUUGUGUUCAUCAUGUCCGUCUUUGUGGCCGCGGGGCUUUUUGUUGUAGUCAUGAAAAAACGCAAAAAGUCACAGAGUGACCGCACUAGCACCAACAAUUCAGAUGUCAGCUCUUUUAACUUGCAAUACAGCCUGUACAGCAACCGCUCGGGCCCAAAAGUCAAAGCCCCCGCUGGCCACGUCUAUGAGUACAUCCCCCAUCCUAUGGGCCACAUGUGCAAAAACCCCAUUUACAGAUCACGGGAAGGAAACACAGUAGAGGAUUACCGCGAUCUGCAUGAGCUGAAGGUCACAUACAGGAGUACGCCGGACGAGGAGAGGGAGAGGAGCCCCACGUACAGCGUUAGCACUAUCGAACCGCGUGAAAACCCUUCCCCUGUCCCGGAUGCAGACCAUUUCUUCAGAGGCAUCCUUGAUCCCGAUAAGCAAUCCCCUCACCAGUCCAUCCCAUCCAUCCCAGUGGGCGCCAACUUAGAGUACAAGUACACUGGGCCCGUUUCAUACACGUACAACCCAAACUUCGAUGUCAGACGUCAGUUUUUGCACCCGGAGAGGAUAAGAGAAACGGUGCUGUACGGCACAGCCCCCAGUACUGUUUAUGUUGAGCCCAAUAGGAACGAGUACUUGGAGCUAAAAGCUAAACUGCAGUCUGAGCCCGAUUACCUCGAAGUUCUCGAGAAACAGACCACCUUUAGCCAGUUCUGAGCAGCAGAAUCACUAAUGUAAUGAAGCAUUUUCUCUCUUGAUCCUCCCUGAAACAGUGGGCUCAGUUUCUAGGGUGCCUUGGCACAAAAUACAAACAAGCAGAAGAGGAGGAGUUGAGACGGGGUGUGCCGAACAGUCUUAUUCUCAUUUCUGAAACAUGACAUUGCAGGAAUGGAUAUACAGCUUUCUGAAAAAUGGAUGAACAAAAUGGCUAACUGAUCAUGCAAAUUUUAUUUUUCUAUGGAGAAGAUUGAAUAAACACACUAAAUGGAAGUGUACAGGUAAAUCCUUCCCAGCUUCAUUUUCAGGAAUAUAACCAUACAUAAAAAAGGUAUAUUGUGAAUCAAAAAAAAAAAAAGCAAAGAAAUGUUGGACAAAACCCACUGUACAGCAGAUCAUCAAAACUCUGUAGGACAAUUUUCUGCUGUCGUCUGUAAGUAAAUAUUUAUUGCUAUAAUCUGCCAUGUCUUUUCAAAACGUUUGAUUCUACAUCGAUAUUCCGUGUGUCAUCAUACUCCAUGAUCCCCCGGACAGGCUUACGUUUGUAGUUUCAUUUCCUGUAGCUCUGCAUUGUAAAAGUGGCUUUUUUUGAAAGUGGCACACCCCCGCCCCCAAUGUUCAAAAUGGACUGCAUCAUUUGAAGAAGAUGAGAAACAAAAAAAAACUAAACAAAAAAAACACACAUGAAAAAAAAAGUGUCUUUGUAUGCUUUCUGCACUUUUUGGAAAUGGAAGGCAUUGCCUUCAGUGAGCUCUCAUAAAGAAGAUUAUUAUAUUAAAAAUGAAUAUGGGUAUUCAUUCUUAAUAUGUAGAAUUGAUAUGUUAUGAAUAACUAAAUUCAGCAAAGGAUAUUUGGAGUAUUCAUUAUGUUGUGUAAUACUGCUAUUUUAAUCAAUGUAACACUUAUUUUUAUACAAGCAUUGGCAGAUUCUCUAUCCAUUAUUAGUUCUCUGUUUUGAUUGCUUUGCACUUAUUGCACUAUAUUGACCAAACUAUGUUAUUGUCAUCAAAUAAACAUGAUGUCAGGUUCAUACAAUUUGCUCAUGAGGAGGCUGAAGCUGCUAGUGGUCAUAUGGAUUUGGGCUUGGCUACAAAAGAGUGACUUGUAGUGACUAACAAGAACUGGCUAUGCAUUGGACUCAAUCAAAUCUGCUAAAAGAUACAGUGGCAGCUGGUGUCUCGGAGAGGAUUGGAAUCAAUGGGAUCCAAUCAAUGAGCAUUAUCCCUCUGCAGUUAUACCAUGACAACAGCAUCCACAUUACUGUCUGGCAAGCGACGAGGUCAUUUAUAUAAACAUCACUGGAGCUAACUCCAACAAAGCCAAUAUGGUAUAAACUUUGACGAUGAUUAAGAUGCACAGCUAGAUUAAGGGUUUCUAAUCCAGCUUUAAUUGGUUUGAUGUGCAAACAGUCUAGAUGCGUUCUUUUACAGAAAUUAAAUUAAGAAAAUAUGUUCAAAGGCUUCAUUUUCUGAUUUCUUUCUGGUUACUUGACCCACUUAAAUGCAAAGCAGGUCUAUAAAAAUGCAAGGGGUGCGCUGUGCCUCCAUUUUCAGUGUGCAGUGAGCAUCACCAUUUAGGAAUUCAAUGUCCCCUAACAGAGACAGACGGGAUCUUUCUGCAGAGGAAAUCUGCCGCUUAAAGCUUGAAUCACAGGGAAUUAUUUGGAUUAUUGUGAAUUUAUAAUUACCAGUGCUCUGUCUGCAAAGAUUUGCUGUAUAACUGUAUACUUUUUUUUUUUUUUGGUAAUUUUUACUCAGCUUUCAGAGGGGUGCCAGCUGCUCUCCUCAAAAAUGAAACACUCUGGGAUCCUUAGCCUUGCCUGGAUCUUUUCAUAGGCGCUGAGAUCAAGAACAGAAGGCACCAUUUGGGAGAUGAGGAGUCCUGGAACCGAAUGUAACUGUGGAUGUGUCAUACGUGUAGCUGGGGAUGUGAAUCAUAGCCAAGAAGUGUGUGCAGUGGCCUGUGGGGUCGCAUGGUGCUGACAUUUUUUUUGAAAUAUCUUGGUUUUUCUCCUUCCUGUUUUGGAAAAAAAAAAAAAACUGUUUCCUGAGGAGUACCUGAGCAGUGCAAAUGCUUAAAAUGUGACACCGAUGGCAAAGCAGUGUUUGUUAUUGCUAUUUAAUUUCUUAGUAAGCCAUAUUUUCAGGAUGAUUCAACUAAGAAACACACGGGACCAAAAUGCUUGAGCACAAUUACAUAAUCAAUCACUGAAUCAUGUGUUCCAAAUGGGUUUGUUGUAGCUGCAUGUGUGCAUAUGAAGUUAUAUUCUUGCCACACUCUGUGCAGGUUUAUCAAAGUUAGGAGUUUGUGGUCUUUGCAGUUUGGGAAACCACUGCCUGUUGAAAUAAUGCUUUUAAUCAACCAAUGGGCUAGUUAGGUCUUAAAACAAAUGGACGUUACAAGCAGGAGCAGACUUUACCAUUAUGGAUUACUCCAUUUACUUCUUUUCACAUGUUCACUCCAUCAGCUACAUUAAGUUUUCAUGAAAUGCAGCCAGCACGUGAAACCUUCAAAACAAAAACCUUCACAAACCUGACAUGUUGGCCAUCAGCAUCAGUUUGAAAGUGGAAAUUCUGUACAAUGACUUUUUUUUUUUUCAGUUUGAGCUUGAAAGCAUAUAGUGGAGUGUCUGAAGCAACUAUACUGCAAAAACGCAUUUCUUAGAAGGUAAAAAAAAAAGAAAAAAAGCCUGGUUUUGAGAGAAAAGUGGGAAAACUAUUUAAGACUAUUUUGCUAGUUUUUAAGAAUUCUAGUCCAACACAUUUUUCUUACCCCAUUGGCAAAAUCUUGCUCAAAAUAAGACAGUUUUGACAAGAUUUAGGAAUAUUAGGCUUAUUUAAAAAAGAACAGUUUUUGCAGUCUACUUAUUUCAAACCUUUAAGAAUCUCCCCACUUUUUUUUGUUCAGGGCCACUUCACUAUGAAAGAGAGUUAGACACCAGAGUGGUUCUGAUUGGCAGUGUUUUGUGAUGUCACAGGCCCAGAUUUGAGAAAGAAAAUUCCAACUAAUACAUCUUUAAGCCCCUCUUAUAGGGCCUGUCUUUAAGAUUCCUGCUCAAAAAUGUCCCAACUGAUUUAAAAUGGCUAUAUCUGAGCAACAACGAGGUGUGUUUGAAUA
Cololabis saira (Pacific saury) is the source of this 6510-nucleotide messenger RNA. RefSeq names its product SLIT and NTRK-like protein 5 (gene slitrk5). The transcript is spliced from 2 exons. Lineage: Eukaryota; Metazoa; Chordata; Actinopteri; Beloniformes; Belonidae. Gene Ontology annotation, molecular function: protein binding. The record is from RefSeq and is a predicted model, not a curated record. Gene Ontology annotation, cellular component: membrane. Bases 778 to 3393 code for a protein of 871 amino acids. Gene Ontology annotation, biological process: regulation of presynapse assembly; axonogenesis; positive regulation of synapse assembly.